GCUCAGCCCGCGGCUCGGCGUCAGGUCGCGGGUCGACCUCAGCUUCGGGACAGGCCUCGGUGUCCGUGUCCGGUCUCUCCGCCCAGGGACAGAAAGGCAAAUUAGUGGCGGCGCCCAAAGCUGGUCACAAAAAGGCAAAGGGUCGGCCCCGGGGCCGCAACAACCCGCCCUACCUGCCCCCAGAGGCUGAAGAAGGAAACAUCGAAUACAAGCUGAAAUUAGUGAACCCCUCUCAGUACCGUUUUGAGCACUUGGUUACACAGAUGAAAUGGCGCUUGCAGGAAGGUCGUGGCGAGGCCGUGUAUCAGAUCGGGGUGGAGGACAACGGACUGCUGGUUGGGCUGCUGGAGGAGGAGCUGAGGGCCUCGCUGAAAACCUUGCGCAGAAUGGCUGAGAAGGUUGGAGCGGAUAUCACAAUCCUCCGGGAGCGUGACGUGGAGUACGACACGGACUCACCCAGGCGUAUCGCCGAGGUUUUAGUCAGGAAAGUUCCUGACGAUCAGCAGUUUCUGGACCUCCGAGUGGCAGUAUUGGGGAAUGUGGACUCUGGAAAGUCGACGCUGUUAGGGGUCCUGACGCAGGGGGAGCUGGAUAACGGUCGAGGCAGAGCCCGGCUCAACCUCUUUCGUCACCUUCACGAGAUCCAGUCUGGCAGAACAUCCAGCAUCAGCUUCGAGAUUCUGGGAUUCAACAGUAAAGGAGAGGUGGUGAAUUACAGCGACUCUCGCACUGCGGAGGAGAUCUGUGAAAGUGCCUCGAAAAUGAUCACCUUCAUUGACCUCGCCGGCCACCACAAGUACCUGAAAACCACUAUCUUUGGCCUCACCAGUUACUGCCCUGACUUUGCUAUGCUGGUAGUCAGCGCCAACACUGGCAUUGCUGGCACCACACGAGAACAUUUGGGUUUGGCAAUGGCUUUGAAAGUGCCGUUCUUCAUCGUGGUCAGUAAGGUGGACCUGUGCACUAAGGCUACCAUCGAGCGUACUGUGAAACAGCUGGAGAUGGUGCUCAAACAACCUGGCUGCAACAAGGUCCCGCUCCUGGUGUCCACCAGUGACGAUGCAGUGAUGGCUGCACAGCGUUUUGCUCAGUCUCCGAGUAUCACUCCAAUAUUCCCGCUGUCUGGUGUGAGUGGGGUCAAUCUGGAGCUGCUAAAGGUCUUUCUCAAUGUGCUGCCGCCGCUGACCAACAGCAAGGAGCAGGAGGAACUGAUGCAGCAGCUCACUGAGUUCCAGGUGGAUGAGAUUUACAGUGUUCCUGAGGUGGGCACUGUGGUCGGGGGGACACUGUACAGUGGCAUCUGCCGAGAAGGUGAACGCCUAGUUGUGGGCCCCACAGACGAGGGCAAGUUCCUGCCCCUGAAGGUGUGCAGCAUGCAAAGGAACCGUUCAGCAUGCCGAGUGCUACGAGCGGGCCAGGCUGCCACUCUAGCUCUUGGAAACUUUGACCGAGCCCUGCUGAGGAAGGGGAUGGUGAUGGUCAGCCCUGAGAUGCACCCGACCAUCUGUUCUGUCUUCGAGUCGGAGAUUGUGCUGCUCUUCCACGCAAAGACUUUCCGCAGGGGAUUCCAGGUCACCGUGCAUGUCGGGAACGUCCGACAGACGGCCAUUGUGGAGAUCAUACAGGGAAAGGAGGAGCUGCGGACCGGAGAGAAAGCCGUUGUUCGUUUCCGCUUUAUCAAGCACUCUGAGUACCUGAAGGUGGGAGCCAAGCUCCUGUUCCGAGAGGGUGUCACUAAGGGGAUCGGGCAUGUCACAAAGCUGCACCCAACCUCCAAUGACCAGAAUAUCUGAACUGAGAGCACGCCCUGCAGAGAGCUGUUUCCUGAUACAGUGAACGGCCCCCAAAGUACAGGCUACGAGCCAGUGAACUAUUGGAGGCAGCUCAGUGCCCAAGGGCAAUGCAAGAGGGUAAAGCUCUGCCCCCUCUCCAUGCUGCGCUGAGCUGUCUUCCCUCCAGCAAUUGGCCUCAGCCCUUUCAAGAAAAAAAUUCAACAACUUCCGAGUCCGACUCCAUUACUCGUGUGCCUUUUCCAUGGUUACCCUCUCUUCCUCUCCUACGUAGACAUUUGCUGUAAUGUUGGGGCACAUGUUCUAUGUUUUGGUGGUUUAGACUGUUAUAGCUAGUAUCCCUACCAGUAGCAUGCAUCUAGAGUAGCCUGGGCCUCACGCUCUCCUUCUUUCUCCCCACCCUCAUAUUUGUGGCAUUACUGUGUAAUAUUGUGUGGAGUUGCUCAGGAGAUGGGUUGUGUGCUACCUGUGUUUAGGGAGUUAGUGUGUUAGCACAGUGCUGGAGUUCUUGUGAAUUUGCAGCACUGACUCCCCUCUUUCCCCCAGCCCCCCCAUGUGAUACCAGAUUAUGAAUCCAGAUAUAACCACAUUGUGAGUGGGUAAACCAAGCUGCAUGAUUCAAGCAGUCAUCACUCUCGCUCAGUCCAGUGGUUGGAGCUGUUGUAUCCUCAUUCUGUCUGGGACAGACUGAACAUCUGAGCUCCAGUUCAUCUGCAGGUUCCAUUCCUUUCAGGCUCAGCUCGUGCCCAGAACACAGGCUGGAAGCCUGCAGAUGGCAGAGUUCAGCCCAGAGUCACCCUGACUGCAAACAGUGAGCGAGUGGUUGUCACAGUGCAAUAAAUGAUGUUCGUUAGCACUGGUGAACAGGGCGAUAUUACCCCCACACCUUGCUGUUCACUAGCCUGUUCAACAGGCAGGCUGGGCAGCUUUUAAUCCUGUCACUCCUUCAGUCUGCAGAGGGGUGAAGCCCUUAGUUUGAUUGAGGAUGGACUUGAAUUUGGGCCGCAGGGUCCUAAGAGUGUCUGCACUUUACAUUUUUGGUGUAGAAUGGAUUUCAUUGUAUCUGAGCCCAGCUCCCAACAAAUGGAUGGACUCACAGAAGAAACAUAUUGGUGCUAUAGCCUCUAACGUCACAUUUGUGUCACUGGAUGUUGUGUGGAGAUGGAAUGGCAAACUGCUACAGUCAGGGGUGCUCUUGGUGCUCUUUUGGGAAUAAGGUGAAUGGUUGAAACAAAAUAGAGGAAGUUUCCUUUAUAUAUGUCCUGGGGUUUAGAGUGGGCAUCAAGAAAGCUGUUCUCUCACAUCUCUUACACUGACCUCAUCACUAGGCACAUAAUCUACUAUCACAAUAAUUCCCUGCCCUCCGAAUUUUACAUUCUAUAAGCCAACAACAACUUGCAUUUAUAUAUAUAUAUAUAUAUAUAUCACCCAGCAAUUGAGAGAUGGUGACUGAGUGAUCCUGGCACUGUUCCUCUGUGUGGCAAGAUGUUCAGAAAAAAGCUAUUCCCUUCCUGCAUCUGCAGACGAGUUACAUGCCACUUCCAAGGUCAAUGCUGAAAGCAGUCAUCAGUCUGUCCUUGACAUACACAGAGUGCUAACAGACUGUGUGAGUGACUAUGCUGAAUUGACACUGUGCCCACACAGCUAAUUUGGAGAAUUCUAACCUGAUUCUUUACUGAAUCUACUCCCAAUGUUUGGAAACUUCAUUUUAAAACCUUGAAUAUAGAAAUCUUACACAUUUUUAAAUUUUGUUCUCAAACCUAUUUCUUCUCUCCCCACCACCCCUUUGUGCCCAGGGCUGACAGGGCAGCCUUGAGAAUACAGAUCAUUAUUUACUGUGCGUUUUUCAUUCGAUGGAUAUUUUAUAUUAGAUAUUUUAUUAAACAUUUCCUUAAAUGUGAAAUGUAACCAAUGACUUGCGUGCAUUUGGCGAGGUUCAGAGCCUGGUCACUGCGCUGUGUCCUGCUGUUACUAACUGUUACUGUCUCCAUGAUACACUUGUGUGACCAUGUUGCACUCCAGCCCAGCUGAUUCUUUUUCUUUUACUGCCUGGCUGUUUGGUUUCUGUAAACUGGACUCAGGGCCGGUCCACACACAUCCAUUGUGUGACUUACACCGGUGUUUGUACUGUGUGUAUCUUUGCGUGAGUUGGGGGUGCCUGAAUUUUGCCCUAACUAAGCAUCACUGGCUGGUAUGGGAUCUAUGUCCAUUUUUGUUUGCAAAUCUGUCAAAUUUUGAAGUACACAAAAUGUUUUAAAAAGCUAAUCCUGGGCCAGUUCAAUUCUGCUGAGUUUUCCGUCCUCCACAAUGAUGCUCUGUGGAUUGGUUAUUGGGCAUGAACGUGGAGUCCUGCGCAUUGUUUCCACAAGUUUUUACUGUAAUUUUUAUAAAACCCGUCUGAUCAGGAAAUUAGUGGGUCGUUUGGCUAAAUAAAGGCAUAUCUUUGUGUCCGUUUGAGAGACUUUAAUCCAUGUGUGUACACAGUUCAGAAUCCCUCAUGUGCUGCUUUGUCACAGUCUCUCAAUGCUUUGUUACGUGAUUGUGAGCUGCAUCGCGGAGCUAAGGAGACGAGUAGCAUUCAGUCUUCAGACUCAUUCACAGAGAUCUGCAAAUUCUCUGUGACGUUUGAUGUUUGUUCUGUAUACAAAUUAGUUGUUGUGGUGCAUUCCCAGUGCCUGGGAUAAAACGAGGUUAAUUUUUGUUAAAUGUAAUAUAAAGGACAUUGAGGCUUUUGUGUACAUUAUGUUCUGUAUAUACAAAAUGUACAGAGAUUUGUUUUUAAAAAAAAUAAAGUUUUAACUUGUUUUU
Messenger RNA from Callorhinchus milii (elephant shark), 4598 nucleotides. It is a transcript of the gene gtpbp2b, whose product is annotated as GTP binding protein 2b. The record is from RefSeq and is a predicted model, not a curated record. Gene Ontology annotation, molecular function: GTP binding; GTPase activity; translation elongation factor activity. Gene Ontology annotation, biological process: translational elongation. NCBI's taxonomy places the organism in Eukaryota, Metazoa, Chordata, Chondrichthyes, Chimaeriformes, Callorhinchidae. The coding region runs from base 264 to 1793 and encodes 509 amino acids. The transcript is spliced from 12 exons.